AUGUUCAAUGAAGGCAACCGAAGCGUUCAAUACUGCUUUUCAAACAACAAUUUGUCGUGCAUCAAAGAAGUCAAACCUGGAGCGGAGUACGUCAUAUUGUACCUUUUUAUUUUUAUAGCAUCACUCUUCACCGUGUUUCUGAACCUGCUGGUGAUCAUCUCCAUCUCUCACUUCAAGAAGCUUCACACUCCGACCAACCUGCUCAUUCUCUCUCUGGCUGUGGCCGACAUGCUCGUGGGACUCAUUGUGAUUCCACUGAUGGGCAUCAGAUAUAUUGAGACAUGCUGGUACUUUGGAGAGACGUUUUGUUCAUUAUUUCCAUUUAUUCUUUACACGGUUGUUUCAGCAUCUCUUGGUAAUUUAGUGUUUAUAUCCAUAGAUCGUUAUAUUGCGAUAAAAGACCCUUUGCGAUAUUCCACGAGGGUCACAACCAACAAAGCAGUUUUUUGUAUCAUCAUAAACUGGCUAUGUUCAACCGUUUAUUCUGUAAUUAUGUUAAAUGACACGAUCUUUUAUUCUGACAAUCAAAGCGUGUGUUAUGGAGACUGUAUCGUCACUGUGAAAUUUCAAUAUGUUGUCACAGACCUCAUUGUCUCUUUGGUGGCGCCUUGCUCUGUCAUCAUAUCUUUGUAUGCCAAGAUCUUUUGUAUAGCAAAACAUCAAGCUCAGCUCAUAAACUCAGCCACAAAUGCCAGCAGGUCAGAAAAAAAGGCAGCAAAGACGCUAGGGAUUGUGAUAACAGUUUAUCUUCUGUGUUGGAUACCGUAUUACAUAGCCUCUCUUGUCCCGGGAUAUGACUCAAAUGAAUCGACUGUAAUAAACAUUAUGUCCUGGAUAAUGUACAUGAACUCCUGCAUGAAUCCCAUCAUCUAUGCACUCUUUUACCGAUGGUUUAGAAUAUCAGCUAAACACAUUUUGUCUUUGAAAAUUCUGAAAUAG
This is a messenger RNA of Triplophysa rosa, 939 nucleotides long. RefSeq names its product trace amine-associated receptor 8a-like. Gene Ontology annotation, cellular component: membrane. The coding region runs from base 1 to 939 and encodes 312 amino acids. The record is from RefSeq and is a predicted model, not a curated record. NCBI's taxonomy places the organism in Eukaryota, Metazoa, Chordata, Actinopteri, Cypriniformes, Nemacheilidae. Gene Ontology annotation, molecular function: trace-amine receptor activity. Gene Ontology annotation, biological process: G protein-coupled receptor signaling pathway. The transcript has a single exon.